ACUGAUACUAUCGUCAUAUUCUGCACUCUUAUUCCAAAAAAUAUAGGCAAAACAUGCAGAUCACCCCCUUAACUCACCCAUUGGUGGCAAAUCACCCCCUCAACCCACUUUACAUGCAAAUCACCCCCUCAACUCACCUAUAGUGGCAAAUCACCUUCUUUGUUAACGCAGCUUUUAACGGUCCUCAUAAGCCUUGCGUCUGACAUGACCUUUUUUUGGAGAUGGAUGCUGAGUUGGAGGUGCCACGGUCAAAUACCCAAAAUCAUCAAAUCAAUCAAAUUACUCUUAUCCCUUAAAUUGUUUAGGGAAAUAAAAUUGGGAAUUUGGGGAUCUAGGGUUUUACUUCGUUUGCUAACUUCUAUCAUCUUCUUCCCUUCUUUGUCCCCAAAUCCGUCUCUUCCCCAAGAAGCACGAUCAAUUAUUUGAGGUGCAAGAGUCCAGCUUCGAUGGGGUGUCGUUUUCGAGAGUAGUGUUCAACCUCUCCACCACAAUUGUUGGAGCCGGGAUCAUGGCGCUCUAGGCGGUUGUCAAGCAAUUGGGUCUAAUUCCGGGCGUGGUCAUGAUCAUGUUGGUCGCUAUGUUGAUGAAGUCGUCAAUUGAUUUGUUACUUAAAUUCAGUCGAGCCUCAAAAUCCACCACAUAUCCAAGCGCAACAGUAGACGCUUCCGACAAGGCUGGCUGCACGAUUCUUCAAUUUUGCAUUAUCAUCAACAACUCGGGAAUGCUCGUUGUCUACAUGAUCAUCAAUGAGGGUUAUAUUUAUAAUCAACAACUUAGGAAACCUGAGUUUAUAUUAAUGUGAGGGUAAUGGGUUUUGCAUAAUAUCACCAAUGAGGAAGAAAAGCUUAAUUAGCUGUGAUUUUUAUUUUCACCACUUUCUAACCAAUCUAGUUGCGUUUUCAUUGAAAUUGUGGGUAGCAGCUAGUUGCAUAUUUUGCAAAUUGACCUUGUUAUUCACUCCUACCUAUGUCUAAACAUUUGUAUUCAAAAUUUUAAUUGGCAUUUGGAACUCAAAUUAAUUGGUAGAUUUAAU
This is a messenger RNA of Rubroshorea leprosula, 1033 nucleotides long. The record is from the annotation of a GenBank genome assembly. NCBI's taxonomy places the organism in Eukaryota, Viridiplantae, Streptophyta, Magnoliopsida, Malvales, Dipterocarpaceae.